Messenger RNA from Talaromyces rugulosus, 1239 nucleotides. RefSeq lists its product as uncharacterized. The record is from RefSeq and is a predicted model, not a curated record. NCBI's taxonomy places the organism in Eukaryota, Fungi, Ascomycota, Eurotiomycetes, Eurotiales, Trichocomaceae. Gene Ontology annotation, biological process: glycolipid biosynthetic process. The transcript is spliced from 5 exons. Gene Ontology annotation, cellular component: plasma membrane; mitochondrion; lipid droplet. The coding region runs from base 1 to 1239 and encodes 412 amino acids.
AUGGCUCGCGAAUUCGACCUGAUCCUGCUGGGCCCAACAGGCUACACGGGCAAGUUCACCGCCGAAUACCUAUACAAAGCGUUCCCAACCACCCUCAAAUGGGCGCUUGCCGGCCGCUCAGCCUCCAAAAUCGAGGGCGUCCUCAGGGAGAUACAGGCCGAGAAUGUUGGCAGUGCGGAACCUGAAAUCAUCCCUGUGCAAUUGAACAAAUCAGAGCUCGAUGCUCUGGCGAAACGGACGCGCCUGAUUAUCAACUGCGUUGGGCCGUAUCAUUUGUACUCGACGCCGGUCGUUGAGGCAUGUGCUGAGAAUGGCACGCAUUAUGUCGACGUGACUGGAGAAACGCCGUGGCUUAAACGGAUUGUCCCCAAAUACCACGAGACCGCCAAAAAGAAUGGGGCAAUUAUGGUCCCAUCCUGCGGUGUCGAAAGCUUUCCUGCCGACAUCGUCGCCUGGCUAGCCAUUGACCAUGCGCGGAAAAAGCUAUCAGCCGAGCCCACUGAUGCAGUAGGCUGCAUUUACGACUUCAAAUCAGCCGGCCUUAGCGGUGGCACCGCUUACUCCAUCCUCAGCACAAUCGAAAGCAUGAGCUUUUCCGACCUCCUCAAGUUCAGCGACAGCCAGGGCCUUGUUGCCUCCCCGCGUCCACCAGCGCCGCAAAAAUCGCUCUUGGAACUCGUUUCGGGCGCUCGCCAAGUGCCCGACCUGGGCGCGCUGACGACAUGUCCGACAACGGUGGCCGACGAGUCGAUUGUGAACCGCAGCAGCACGCUCAUGCCGGCCCAUUACGGACCCAACUUUUCGUUCCGCCAGUAUCUGCGCGUCAGCAAUGUUUUCACGGCAACGCUUUUCCACUACGCCUUCACCAUCGGUAUUGGUCUCUUGGUUUUUGCUCCCUUUCGCUGGCUAGUCCGUCAGGUCUGGCCUGCGCCUGGUACUGGGCCGACAAGGGAAGAAACCAAAAACGAUAUUUCAGAAUGGCGUGUCGUCGUACCUACCAACCAGCUAGGGUCCACCGGUAAACCGAAAAAGGUCAUGGGCAGUAUCUUUUACCUGGGCGGCCACUACGAACUGACCGCGGUCGCGGUCAGCUGUGCUGCCAAAGCGAUUCUGGAGCAUGAGGACGAGGUCAAGAGCGUCUCGACCGGUCUUGUUACACCGGCGACGCUGGGGCAGGCGUAUGUUGACGAGUUGGAAAAUGGCGGGUUCAAGUUCCAGGUCAAGGUUUUGGAUGAGUAG